GUCAUCUUAAAGAUGAUUUCUUGUUGUUUUGUUGCCUCAGAAUCUUAUUGAGAAUCUGAAAAGAAACUGUUGAAUCCUGAGAGAUUUGCGCUUAUGAGGCGGAUAAAUCCUUAAGGACAUUUGUUCUUAUAUUUGGAAUAAGAACAAUUUUAAUUAUUUUAUCAGAGAGCUUGAUUUGUAAUUAUCAAGUAUUUUACUUUUUAUAUAUUUAUAAUAUAUAUAAUAGAUAAUAGAUUAUUAAGAUGAGGAACUCAAGGAUUGCCAUCUGCAAUUUAAAUAAUAUGCUCGAGGAUCUCACGGAUUUCCCUGAUAGUUCCACUUCCAAUAUUUAUUGCAUAUCUAUAUUGUUUUUAAAGCUAUUAUUAGGAAUAUUUUUAGGAAAUGACUUCAUUGGAAAAUAAUUAUAAACAAAAUCAACACAUGUUAAAGACUAAAAAUUUCAAUUUUAAAAUCCAUUUCUAUUAUGUUAUAUAUAAACACCAUCUCCACUUUCAAUACUUGCAUAUAUCAUACCAUCUAAAACCAAUUUAAUCAUGGCUCAAUCUCUUUUAUUCACAGUGAAGAGACGUGCCCCUGAAUUAGUUACUCCAUCCAAACCCACACCUCGUGAAAUAAAAUUACUCUCAGACAUUGACGACCAUGAUAUAUUACGUUUUCAUAUUCCUGGUAUACAAUUUUACAAGUACGAACCCAUAAUGACAGGAAUAGACCCGGUUGAUGUUAUUAGAAAAGCACUUGCAAAAACACUUGUGUUUUACUAUCCAUUUGCAGGUAGAUUGAGAGAAGGAGCUGGUAGAAAACUUAUGGUUGAUUGUACUGGAGAAGGUGUUUUGUUCAUUGAAGCUGAUGCUGAUGUUACUCUUAAAGAUUUCGGUGAUAAUCUUCUUCCUCCAUUUCCUUCCUUGGAUGAGCUUCUUUAUGAUGUUCCUGGUUCUUCAGACCUGCUUAACACUCCAUUGCUGCUUAUUCAGGUUACACGCCUCAAGUGUGGUGGUUUCAUUUUAGCUCUUCGUAUGAACCAUACAAUGAGUGAUGGAUCAGGUAUAGUUCAGUUCGUGAAUGCCUUGGCUGAUAUAUCUCGCGGGAUGAAUGAACCUUCAAUCUCACCGGUAUGGUGCCGAGAGCUUCUAAGCGCGAGAGACCCACCAAGAGUGACAUGUAUUCAUCCUGAAAUUGAACAGGAACCUGGUAACAACAAUACCAUAAUCUUAUCCUUAUUAGACAACAUGGUCCGACGCACUUUCUUCUUUGGUCCGGCCGAGGUAGCAAAAAUUCACUCUCUCCUUCCGACCAACAUGAUACACCAGUACACCAAAUUUGAAAUCAUCACCGCAUUUGUUUGGCGUUGUCGUACAAUAGCGUUACAACCGGAUUCAGACGAAGAAGUUCGUAUGAUGAGCGUAGUCAAUGCACGUAGCAGAUUGUUUAACCUAAAACUACCAAAUGGUUACUAUGGUAAUGUUAUUGUGUAUUCUGUUGCAGUGACAUCAGCAAGAAAAUUAAUUGAAAAUCCAUUGGAGUAUGCAUUGGGUUUAAUUCAGAAAUCAAAAGCUAAUGUCACCAAAGAGUAUAUUCAUUCUUUAGCUGACUUAAUGGUUAUCAAAGGUCGACCUAGUCUUUCCCUGAGGGGAUUGUUUGGAGUAUCCAAUAUUACACAUGCUGGAAUUAAAGAUGUUGAUUUUGGUUGGGGGAAACCUGUUUAUGGUGGACCAGCUAAAGAUAGUUCUUUUCCUGGCAUUGUUAGUUACUACUUACCAUUUAAAAACGGUAAAGGAGAGAAUGGUUUGGUUUUACCGCUUCAUUUGCCAGCUCAUGUCAUGGAGAGGUUUGUUCAAGAGUUAGAUAGUGUUAUUAAGGGUGAUUCAACAUCUCGUAUCAUUAAAUCGUUGUUGUAGCCUUUGACUAAUGUUGGUUUGGUGUGUGAUUAGUUGUUGGGAUGUCUUUACCUUCUACUUGUUUCUGCUGUUGUUGGCUGAUUGUCGUAGUUCUUUCUCUUUGUUUUUUGUUUUGUUCAUUUUGUUUCUUUGUUAGCCUGUUUGCUAUGUUUUGCUGCUCUGACACUUCUUGUGUCUGUUGAUUAGGGUACUUUGCUCCUCGCUAUUAAUAUAUUAUUUGAUCAUUUAAAAAAAU
Messenger RNA from Vicia villosa (hairy vetch), 2130 nucleotides. RefSeq names its product benzyl alcohol O-benzoyltransferase-like. The transcript has 2 exons. NCBI's taxonomy places the organism in Eukaryota, Viridiplantae, Streptophyta, Magnoliopsida, Fabales, Fabaceae. Gene Ontology annotation, molecular function: acyltransferase activity, transferring groups other than amino-acyl groups. The record is from RefSeq and is a predicted model, not a curated record. The coding region runs from base 534 to 1895 and encodes 453 amino acids.